GGGAUUAUUUAAAUUCCAGGUCACAGCAUUGACAGUGAUAAAAAAAAAAAAGCUUCAUAAUUAAGCUACUUUCACUUCACUCCUUCCUUUCUUCUCACUUUCAUCAAUCCAUUGUUUGUUCUGUGUUUUUCCGAUCAUAACAGAACAGCCAUGGGAGGAGGCAAUGGCCAGAAAUCCAAGAUGGCGCGUGAGAGAAACAUGGAGAAAAGUAAAUCCUCCAAAGGAAGCCAGUUAGAGACCAACAAGAAGGCCAUGAACAUCCAGUGCAAGGUGUGCAUGCAGACAUUCAUUUGUACCACUUCAGAGGUUAAGUGCCGGGAACAUGCUGAAGCCAAGCAUCCCAAGGCUGAUCUCUAUGCUUGUUUUCCGCAUCUUAGAAAGUAACCAUUACAUUUUGUAUAACAUGCCUAUGUAAUACUGCCUUCACCUACCAUAUUAUGUUAACCAAACUAUCCAUAACAAAAAUUUCUCAAUGCCAAUGUCAAUGACAGCUAAUUCUAAGUUAAUCUGAGAUUAAGAUUAUGAAUGAGUUAUGAUUUCCUCACUA
Messenger RNA from Vigna unguiculata (cowpea), 547 nucleotides. RefSeq lists its product as uncharacterized. Lineage: Eukaryota; Viridiplantae; Streptophyta; Magnoliopsida; Fabales; Fabaceae. The record is from RefSeq and is a predicted model, not a curated record.